AUGGGAUAUGCUAGGAGCUGUGGGGAGCAACAGGCCUUGAUUGACGGACUGUGCUGUGACCGGUGUCGUCCAGGUGAAUAUUUGAAGGAGUCCUGCAAUGCGCAUAAUAAAACUGCCUGUAGCCCUUGUGAUGAGGGCUUCUACUCUGACCACUUCAACAUGUUUGACAGAUGUGAGGAAUGCCAGUCAUGCCAACAAGAAUAUGCUGAGAAAUGUACACCAACCACAAAUGCAAAAUGUUCGUGUCGCUUGGGUUUCCUGUGCUCCGACAGCGAGUGUUCGACUUGUGAGGAAAACAAGUGUGUCGCAGGGGAGAUAGAGAACAGAACAGACAUUCCCCAAGGUGGAGGGUUGUUUAAGUAUUCCUACAGGUGUGAGGCAGCAUGUACUGCUGAUGCCUAUUUCGAUGUGAAAGAGGAAACCUGCAAGCAAAGGACACAGUGCAGUGCAUUUGGACUUGCGGAACUAUUUCCAGGAAACAAAACCCACAACUCAGUUUGUGAUAUUUGUGCAAUGAUGCACUGCAAAGGUGGAGACUCCAGCAAUAUGUUUCUUGGCAUCAGCUUCCUGCUGCUCUCUCUCUGCUUCCUGGCGAUUCUGUCUGCUGUCUGUGUAAAGAUUCUGAGGAAGCAUAGAGCAAAGAACUAUCCCGUGUUAGGUUUCAGCACUGCAGACUUCCCCCUGCCGAAAGAGGAGUGUGGACUCGAGCUCAGUUUUUCCGAUGAAUGCAAGGAGUGCAGCGGUUUAGACUAA
Limanda limanda (common dab) is the source of this 753-nucleotide messenger RNA. It is a transcript of the gene tnfrsf18, whose product is annotated as tumor necrosis factor receptor superfamily, member 18. Gene Ontology annotation, molecular function: protein binding. Lineage: Eukaryota; Metazoa; Chordata; Actinopteri; Pleuronectiformes; Pleuronectidae. The transcript has 7 exons. Bases 1 to 753 code for a protein of 250 amino acids. The record is from RefSeq and is a predicted model, not a curated record.